AUGGAGGCGGUACUCUACGCCGACCCCAACCCGCCAGCCCACGCGAAUCCGGCGAAUCUCACUCCCGAGGGCCUCGACGCGCGGGGGGCGCUUUCCUGCCUCGCCGUCGCGAAGCUCUGCGCGAUGGCGACGAUCGGGCGGCUCCACCCGCUCGCCCUCCCGGCCCUGCAUUUCCUCCGCGGCAUCGUCGACUACGAGCCCGCCACCGCGUUGGCCGAGGUCGGCGCCCUCGCGGUGGCCCUUUCCGAAUUCUUCCACCAGCCCAAUUUGUUCAUGGAGGAGGUUCUCUCGCUGCUGGCGCUGCUUCAAACCAACGAGUUUUUCCUCCCGGAAAGCGGCGGGAUCGCGUUGUUCCCCUCCUUGAGCUUUCUCAAUCACAGCUGCGAACCGAAUUGCGCGGUGGUCCAAGGGGACGGCCCUUUGCAGCGCCGAUUGAUUUCUCUGCGCGAUAUUCGCGAUGGCGAGCAGCUCUUUAUCGAUUACAAUUCUCACCUCACCUCUACGCUGGAUUAUGAGCACCGAAAGGCGCUGUGCGCGCAGCGGCACUUUGAGUGCUUCUGCGCUAAAUGCAUCCGGAGGAUUUGA
Messenger RNA from Phytomonas sp. Hart1, 585 nucleotides. Lineage: Eukaryota; Euglenozoa; Kinetoplastea; Trypanosomatida; Trypanosomatidae. The record is from the annotation of a GenBank genome assembly.